This is a messenger RNA of Odontomachus brunneus, 9029 nucleotides long. RefSeq names its product dynein heavy chain 7, axonemal-like (gene Dhc36C). Gene Ontology annotation, molecular function: ATP binding; dynein intermediate chain binding; minus-end-directed microtubule motor activity. The transcript is spliced from 29 exons. Gene Ontology annotation, biological process: microtubule-based movement. Gene Ontology annotation, cellular component: dynein complex. The coding region runs from base 219 to 9029 and encodes 2936 amino acids. Lineage: Eukaryota; Metazoa; Arthropoda; Insecta; Hymenoptera; Formicidae. The record is from RefSeq and is a predicted model, not a curated record.
AGAAGAGUUUCGCAUUGCUGGAGCAGAUUCAGUUGGGCCUAAACGAUUACUUGGACAAAAAAAGACUCUACUUCCCCAGGUUCUUCUUCCUUUCCAACGACGAGCUACUGGAGAUCCUAUCCGAGACGAAGGAUCCUACACGCGUGCAGCCACAUCUGAAGAAAUGCUUUGAAGGAAUAGCGCGCUUGAGGUUCAACGAGGAUCUCGAAGUGCUGUCGAUGCAGUCGACGGAAGGCGAGAUGGUCGAUCUCAUGGAGAUCAUAUCGACCUCCGCCGCUAGGGGACAAGUAGAGAAGUGGCUGGUCGAGCUCGAGACGGAGAUGCGGAAGAGUGUGCGACACGCCGUGAACCAAGCAAUGCUGGCAUAUCGCACGAAGGAAAGGACCGUCUGGGUGCUGGAAUGGCCCGGUCAGAGUGUCCUAUGCGUAGGUCAGAUGUACUGGACGCAACAGGUCGAGGAAGCCAUGCCUAAGGGGGUGGAAGGCUUGAAGAGAUAUUUGGAUCGGUCCCAGCAGGAGCUGAAUAACAUUAUCCUGCUGAUUCGGGGGAUCCUCUCGAAGCAGAACCGUACCACUCUGGAGGCUUUGGUCACGUUGGAUGUACACAGCAAGGAUGUCCUUGAAGAAUUAUGCAGAGACGAAGUGAUGAAAAAUACCGAUUUCCAGUGGUUGUGUCAACUGAGAUACUAUUGGCUGGAGGACAACAUGCGAGCGUACAUGAUUAACUCCUACCAACGCUACGGCUACGAGUACCUCGGCAACACGACUCGACUCGUCGUCACCCCGCUGACCGACCGAUGCUAUCGCACCCUCUUCGGCGCGCUCAGCCUUCACUUGGGUGGCGCGCCCGAGGGACCAGCCGGUACUGGCAAAACGGAGACGACGAAGGACUUGGCGAAGGCGGUGGCCAAGCAGUGUGUCGUCUUCAACUGUUCCGAGGGCCUCGACUACCUCGCGCUCGGCAAGUUCUUCAAAGGACUCGCCUCCUGCGGCGCCUGGUCCUGCUUCGACGAGUUCAAUCGCAUCGACCUGGAGGUCCUGUCAGUCGUGGCUCAGCAGAUCCUCACGAUCCAACGCGGCAUCAACGCCGGCCUCGAGAAGAUAGUGUUCGAGGGCACCGAUAUCUUCCUGGAUCCCAGUUGCGCGUUUUUCGUUACUAUGAACCCGGGAUACGCCGGUAGAUCGGAACUGCCGGACAAUCUUAAGGCCCUCUUCCGCCCGGUCGCCAUGAUGGUGCCCGAUUACGCACUCAUCGCGGAGAACACUCUGUACUCAUACGGGUUCUACAACGGCCGACCGUUGGCCGUAAAGAUCGUCACCGCUUAUAAACUCUGCUCGGAACAACUCAGCAGUCAGCAUCACUACGAUUACGGCAUGAGAGCGGUCAAAUCUGUCUUGAUUGCAGCUGGUAAUCUAAAGCUGCGCUAUCCCGAAGAAUCCGAAGAUAUUCUCAUGCUGAGGAGUAUCUUGGACGUCAAUUUGCCCAAAUUUUUGAUCCAUGAUCUACCGUUGUUCGAAGGUAUAGCCUCGGACCUGUUUCCCGGUGUGGUUCUGCCGACGCCGGACUACACGCACAUCAACGCCUGCACGCGAGACGCCUGUGCUGCGGCGAACCUGCAGUGCACGGACCUCUUCCUGGAGAAGAUCCAGCAGAUCUACGAGAUGAUGAUCGUGCGACACGGCUUUAUGCUCGUCGGACUGCCGUUCAGCGGUAAGACUUCGGCGUACAGAAUGCUAGCGGAAUGUCUGGGCCUGUUGGAGAGCAGGAACCUGAUGAACGAGCACCGUGUGGAGAUCACCGUGAUCAAUCCCAAGGCCGUUACCAUGGGCCAGUUAUACGGCCAAUUCGAUCCCGCCUCGCACGAGUGGAGUGAUGGGAUCCUGGCGGUGGCUUAUCGCGCCUUUGCGAGCUCCACUAAUCUGAACAGAAAGUGGCUCAUCUUCGACGGGCCUGUAGAUGCUAUUUGGAUCGAGAAUAUGAAUACGGUAUUAGACGACAAUAAGAAGCUUUGCCUGACCUCCGGAGAGAUCAUCCAGCUCGCCCCCACGACGAACCUGAUCUUCGAGCCUAUGGAUUUGGAGGUUGCAUCGCCCGCUACGGUGUCGCGAUGCGGCAUGAUUUACAUGGAGCCGGCGAGUCUUGGCUGGACACCACUUUUGUACUCAUGGCUGAACACGUUGCCGGCUGCUCUGAACGAGAAUAUCAAGAGAGACUUGAAGGAGAUGUACCUGCGAUUUUGCCCGGCUCUGUUGCACCUAAUACGCCGUUGCGGCGCGAAGGAAAUUAUAACGAUGCCGGAUGCCAAUCUGACGCGCUCGGUAAUGUACCUGUACGACUGCUUCCUGGACGACUAUCACGACGAGAAGUACGUGAGCGCGCUCUCGGAUUUGAAUAUGAGAGCUCAAGUGGAAGGCUGCUUCUUCUUCUCCUGCAUUUGGGCCAUGGGCGGCACGUUAAUGACCAAUUAUCGUGAAUGGUUCAAUGUGCUAUUUAGAGCACUGUUAGACAAUCAAUUCCCGGAGGCUGUGCGAAGACGCUUCGACAUUCCGUCAGAAAUCCGUGACCCAAAGCAGCCGUACCUGAUCCCCUUACCGCUCGCUGGUUCGGUCUUCGACUAUAAAUUCAUCAAGGAGGGUAAAGGCAAGUGGAAGCCAUGGCUGGACGACCUCAAGGACGUCCCGCCGAUUCCCACAGACAUACCGGUCAAUCAGAUCAUCGUCCCUACGGUGGAGACCGUUCGAUAUUUUCAUCUUUUUCACUACCUCGUCACGCACAACAAGCCGGUUCUUCUGGUCGGACCGACUGGCACCGGGAAGUCCGUCUAUAUCAUGGAGUUCUUGUUGAAGAGAACUGACCCCGAGAUCUACAAGCCGCUCUUCGUGAUAUUUUCGGCGCAGACCACGGCCAAUCAGACGCAGGAUAUUAUUAUGAGCAAGCUGGAUCGAAGGAGAAAAGGUCUGUAUGGUGCACCGCCCGGCAAGCACUGGGUGAUCUUCGUGGACGACCUGUCCAUGCCGCAGAAGGAGGAGUACGGCGCGCAGCCACCGAUCGAGCUCCUGCGGCAAUGGCUGGACCAUCACACCUGGUACGACCGCAAGGAGAUAAUGCCGCUCAAGUUGAUGGAUAUGCAGCUAAUAUGCGCGAUGGGGCCGCCCGCGAGCGGACUGGACGUCACGCCACGUUUCAAACGGCACUUCUUCACCCUCGGCAUCUCCGAGUUCGAGGACGACGUGCUGAUCACGAUUUUCGGCAGGAUCGCUGCCUGGCACUUUAUCACCCGCGACUUCCCGCACUUCUUUGAGCCGUGCGUGGAGCACGUGGUCCACGGCACUCUCGACAUCUACAAGGAGAUCAGGAAACACCUGCUGCCGACUCCCGCCAAGUCGCACUACCUGUUCAAUCUGCGGGACUUCUCACGGGUCAUGCAAGGCGUGCUGCUCUCCACCCCCGAGGGUAUCGCCGAUCCGAGCGACAUGAGACGUUUGUGGGUCCACGAGGUCCUCCGCGUUUACGGUGACCGGCUGGUUGACGAGACCGACAAUAAGUGGCUGGUGAGUCAGCUUCGAAGGACUAUAAAGGAACACAUGCAGGACGACAUGGACGAGCUAUUUGCGGACUUGUUGGACGAGUCUAGCACGCGACUGACCGAGGUGCAUCUGCGAAACCUCAUCUACUGUGACUUUCAUGACCCGACAGCGGAUCAGAAGGUGUACAUCGAGAUUCACGAUUGGGACGCGCUCGCUUCGGCAGUGGAGGAGUAUCUCGCGGAAUACAAUUCGAUCUCGAAAACACCUAUGGAUCUCGUCCUCUUCAGGCAAGUUCUCAGUCAAUAUUAUCGAAUAAAUGACCGUGAUACAAUAUUAAUUAGAUUCGCGAUAGAGCAUCUCUCGAGAAUCUACCGAGUGAUGAUGCAACCGCGAAGCCACGUUCUUCUGGUCGGCAUGGGUGGUUCCGGUCGACAGUCUCUAACGAAACUGGCGGCUCACAUAUCAGACUAUGAGCUCUUCCAGAUUCAAAUGACCCAGCAAUACGGCCUUCACGAGUGGCGCGACGACCUAAGGAUCAUUCUACGGAAGAGCGCAGCGAGCGAUUUACACACCGUCUUUCUCUUUAUGGACACGCAGAUUAAAGAAGAGAUCUUCUUGGAGGAUGUUAGCAAUUUACUCAAUUCCGGCGAGGUGCCGAAUCUCUUCACGACCGACGAGAAGGCCGAAAUUUGCGAGCAAAUGCGAAUCAUCGAUCGGCAGAGAGACAAAUCCAUACAAACGGACGGCAGUCCGGUGGCGCUCUUCAACUUCUUCGUGCAGACAGUGCGCGAGCACCUGCACAUAGUGCUGACGAUGUCGCCGAUCGGCGACAACUUCCGCACGCGGGUCCGCAAGUUCCCCGCGCUGGUGAACUGCUGCACCAUCGAUUGGCUGCAGCCAUGGCCGGAGGACGCGCUGCUCGCGGUGGCGACCAAGUUCCUGGGCGAGAUCGAAAUGCCGACGGAGGAGCGUCAGGCUUGCAUCGAGAUGUGCCAAUACUUCCACACGUCCACGCAUGAUCUCACGAAGUACUUCUGCAGGAUGUUGAAUCGUUACAAUUACGUCACGCCGACGUCGUACCUCGAGCUGAUCAACACCUUCAAGUUUCUGCUGAACCGAAAGCGAAAGGAGGUCUUGGACGGCAAGAAGCGCUACGAGGGCGGACUCGACAGACUGGACAGCACGCACAAACAAGUCGGCAGGAUGCAGGAGAUCCUGGUGGCCUUGCAGCCAAAGCUGUUGGUGGCCGCAAAGGACGUGGAGGGUAUGUUCUUGGACGUGCAGCGCGAGAGCGAGGAAGCCAGCGCGAUGGAACAGGUCGUUAAGAAGGAUGAAGAGGCCGCUUUGGUAGUCGCCGCGGAAGCCGAUGAAAUCCGCGCCGAGUGCGACGCGGAUCUGCAGGAAGUGAUGCCGAUACUGAACGCGGCGAAUGAUGCUUUGAACACUUUGACGCCGCAGGACAUUCAGAUCGUGAAGUCCAUGAAGCGCCCUCCGGCCGGCGUGCGAUUGGUCAUGGAGGCGAUUUGCAUAUUGAAAGACGUGAAACCGGAGAAGGUUCAGACUCCUGAAGGCGCAAUGGAUGACUAUUGGAAGCCCUCGCUUCGCAUGCUGGGGGACAUACGAUUUUUAGAGUCUCUACUCACUUACGACAAGGACAACGUCCCGGAGAGGAUCAUGACGAAGAUCCGCACGACGAUCUUGACGAACCCGAACUUCGACCCAGAACGCAUCAGGACCGUGUCGACCGCCUGCGAAGGCCUGUGCCGUUGGGUGUUUGCGUUGUCGGAAUACGACAAAGUCGCCAAGGUGGUAGCGCCGAAGAGACAAGCUCUGGCUGAAGCCGAGGCUGAUUACGCUUCCGCGAUGGAGCAGCUGAACCUCAAGAGGAGCCAGCUGCAGGAAGUGCAGGAUAGACUGGCCAAUCUCGAGACUCUGUUAGCCCAACGAAAGGCGGACUACCAGGCGAUGACUGACGAGGUGAAGGAGUGCGAGGAGAAGCUGAGGAGAGCCAAAGAACUGAUCGGUGGACUCGGUGGCGAGUACACCAGAUGGUCGGACAAUGCCAAAUCGCUUGGCAAGAGAUACUUCAAGCUGACAGGCGACAUUCUCAUCAGCGCGGGGGUGGUCGCUUACUUGGGCGUGUUCACGACGCAGUUUCGACAGCAGCAAUUGGAGAACUGGGUGGGGUUCUGCACUAGCUUGAAUGUCGUUUGCACACAAGACUACCAGCUGACUCAGGUGCUGGGCGACCCGGUGCUCAUUAGGUCUUGGAACAUAUUCGGCCUGCCGAGCGACCUCUUCUCCAUCGACAACGCCAUAAUCGUCACGAAUUCGCGCCGAUGGCCGCUGAUGAUCGACCCGCAGGGCCAGGCGAACAAGUGGGUGAAGAACAUGGAAAAGGCGUCGAACCUGAACGUCAUCAAGCUGACCCAGCCAGACUACGUGAGGGUCUUAGAGAACGCCGUGCAGUUCGGGCAGCCGGUGUUGCUCGAGAACAUCGGCGAGGAGUUGGACGCGGCCUUGGAGCCAUUGCUGAUGAAGCAGACCUUCCGAUCUGGCGGCACGCUCUGCAUCAAGAUCGGCGACAGCAUCAUUGAGUACUCCGACAAGUUUCGAUUUUACAUCACCACGAAACUGCGAAAUCCGCAUUAUCUGCCGGAAGUGGUGGUGAAGGUGACGUUGCUGAACUUCAUGAUCACUCCGGUCGGUCUAGACGAUCAGCUCUUGGGUAUAGUCGUCGCGAAGGAAAGGCCUGAUCUCGAAGCCGAGAAGAAUCAGCUGAUAGUCCAGGGAGCGGCCAAUAAAAAAAUGUUACAGGAAAUAGAGAACAAGAUCUUGGAGGUGCUGUCGAGCUCCGAGGAGAAUAUACUCGAGGACGAGACAGCUAUCGGCGUGUUAAGCUCUUCCAAGACUCUGUCGGACGAGAUUCAGGCUAAGCAAACCGCCGCCGAGGUCACCGAGAAGUCUAUCGACACGGCGAGGUUGCAGUACACGCCGAUCGCGGUCUACAGCACGGUUCUCUUCUUCACAAUCGCUAUGUUGGCGAACAUCGACCCGAUGUACCAGUAUUCCCUCUCCUGGUUCGUCAAUCUCUUCAAGAACACGAUCGAGAAUACGCCGCGCGCGGAGAGCAUGGAGCAACGUUUGGAGGACCUCACCAAGUACUUCACCUAUUCCCUAUACGUGAACAUAUGCCGCUCGCUCUUCGAGAAGGACAAGCUCCUUUUCUCGGUCCUGUUGUCGGUGAACUUGCUGAACAAGCAGGGCGAGUUCUCGAUGGCUCAGUGGAUAUUUCUACUGACCGGCGGCGUCGGCCUCGAGAAUCCCUUCGCCAAUCCCACCGAUUGGCUGCCGUCACGGUCCUGGGACGAGCUGUGCCGGCUGGACGGCGUGCCGGGAUUUACGGGAGUGAAAGACAGCUACACGAAAAACGUCGGCGAGUGGAAGAAGGUAUUCGAUCACAAGGAGCCUCAUACCCUGCUUUUUCCCGCGCCUUGGAACAAACUCAACAACUUCGAGAGGAUGCUGGUGCUUCGUUGCAUUCGUCCCGACAAAGUCAUGCCGGCGGCGCAAUUAUUCGUCGAAGAGCAAUUAGGCCAUCAAUUCAUCGAGUCGCCACCCUUCGACCUGGCGGCCUCCUUCGCGGACUCCAACUCCUGCGUGCCGCUCAUAUUCGUCCUGACACCCGGCGCGGAUCCUAUGGCGAUCCUGCUGAAAUUCGCCGACGACCAGGGCUUCGGCACCAGCAGGCUGUUCUCGUUAUCCUUGGGUCAGGGGCAAGGGAUCAUCGCCGCCGGUCUCAUCGACGAGGGCGUGAAGAACGGCACCUGGGUGGUGCUGCAGAACUGUCACGUCGCUAAGAGCUUUAUGCCUGUCCUGGAAAAGAUCUGCGAAAGUUUCACGCCGGACACGGUGCAUCCCGACUUUCGGCUUUGGCUGACGAGCUACCCGUUCGGGUAUUUCCCCGUCAGCGUUCUCCAGAACGGCGUGAAGUUGACGAACGAGCCUCCCAAAGGACUGCGCGCGAAUAUCAUGCGAUCUUUUCUGCAGGAUCCAAUAUGCGAUCGCGAGUUCUUCGACACGUCGUCGCAGAGGGGGACCUUCAAGAAGCUGCUCUUCUCCCUCUGCUUCUUUCACGCCAUCGUGCAGGAGCGCCGGAAAUUCGGGCCGAUCGGCUGGAACAAUCAGUACGAAUUCAACGAGACGGAUUUGCGUAUCAGCGCGCAGCAGCUCAAGAUAUUCCUCGACCAGUACGACGACGUGCAGUACACCGCGCUCAAGUAUCUGACGGGUGAAUGCAACUACGGCGGUCGCGUAACCGACGAGUGGGACCGACGGGCCCUGAACACCAUUUUGGAGCGAUUCUACCGCCGGGAGGUCGUGGUCCACGAGAAAUAUCUGUUCGACCCCAGCGGUCUGUAUUACGUACCGACGGUUAGCGAGUAUAGUCUAUUCCUGGACUACGUGAAGGAAUUGCCGAUGUCUACCGCGCCCAGCGUCUUCGGUAUGCACGAGAAUGCCGACAUUAUCAAGGAUCAGCAGGAGUCCUACUUGAUGCUGUCCUCCAUUCUGGUCACACAGAACGUCGAGGAGAUACAACUGAGAAAAUCGAGGAAGCAGGAUGUCGGCCGAGUCGACGUGGACCCCGGCGUGAAGUCCCCGGAGGAGGUCGUCUACGACGUCGCGUCCGACGUCCUGUCGAAGUUACCGCAGGAUUACGACCUGGUGGCCGCACAGGAGAGAUACCCUACGCGCUACGAGCAAAGCAUGAACACCGUGCUGGUGCAAGAGAUGGGCAGGUUCAAUAAGCUUCUGCAAACGAUCAGGGACAGCCUCGUGAACCUGCAGAAGGCGAUCCGAGGUCUGGUAAUUAUGAAUCCUGAUCUCGAGGAGGUCUACUCGUCAAUUAUCACCGGCAAGAUACCCAAAAUGUGGAUGCGCAACUCUUACCCUUCCCUGAAGUCGCUCGGCAGCUAUAUACAGGACUUCCUGAAGAGGCUGAAUUUCCUGCAGACUUGGUACGAGGACGGUUCUCCCACGUCCUUCUGGAUCUCCGGCUUUUACUUCACCCAGGCGUUCUUGACCGGCGCCCGGCAGAAUUACGCGCGAAAAUAUUCCAUUCCCAUCGAUCUGCUGAUCUACGACUUCUUUCCCCUGAAGGACACCGUUCACGCGAGCCCGCCUGACGACGGCGUCUACGUCUACGGAUUAUUUCUCGACGGCGCUCGCUUCGAUAUGAACACAAUGAUGCUCGACGAGUCCUUCCCCAAAAUCCUCUACGACACUGUGCCCCAUCUUUGGCUGGUGCCGAUGAUGAAGGAUCAGGUGCAGGAGAGGAAAACGUACACGUGUCCUGUCUACAAGACCAGCGAGAGGAAAGGCGUCCUGUCCACCACCGGUCAUUCCACCAACUUCGUCAUCGCAAUCUGGCUGCCGACGGCGCACUCGCCGGGGCACUGGAUCCAGCGGGGGACCGCCAUGCUCUGCCAAUUGUCGGAAUGA